AGCGACAGAUGGCGCGUGCCUCUCCCUCAGGGGAAGAAGCCAGUCUCCGCGUGUCAAUCACCGGCUCUCAUGUGAUGGCUCCUGCCAAUGACGUGCCAGCCAUAUGGGCCUGGCAUCAGAGCCGCUAUGUAACCCGCCCAAUCCCUCCUCGGAGGUGUCACACGGCUCUCCCUCCGCGCGUCUGGAGACACGAUCCGCGCGCGGCGUGUGGACGCGAUGCCCACCCGGGGAGAGUUGGUGCUGUGAACACGCGCGAUUUGCACGCCGAGCUCCACGGAGGUGUCUCUCCAUCAUGUUGAGCCGUCUGUUCAGCGACGUGUUGCCGGACGUGCAGAGGCUCGCGGCUGACUGGGCGGAGGACAGCGAGGACUGCAAGACUAAGGACGGGGACGAACCGGACGAACCCUGCGAGGGGAGCAGUCGCGCCGAGUCUGAGAUGGCGGGCGACGACGACGAAGACGACGAUGACGAGGAGGAGGAGGCCGAGGAGGAGGAGUGCGCGGACGAAAACGGCGCGGAGAAGCCCAAGAAGCGCGGGCCGAAGAAACGCAAGAUGACCGCGGCGCGCGUGGAGCGCUCCAAAGUGCGCAGGAUGAAGGCGAACGCGCGAGAGCGCACGCGCAUGCACGACUUGAACUCCGCCCUGGAUAACCUGCGCAAAGUGGUGCCGUGCUACUCCAAAACCCAGAAACUGUCCAAGAUCGAGACGCUGAGGUUGGCCAAGAAUUACAUCCUCGCGCUCGGGGAGAUUUUACGCAACGGGAAGCGACCGGAUGUGGUGACCUACGUGCAGAUGUUGUGUAAAGGUCUGUCUCAGCCCACCACCAAUCUGGUGGCGGGCUGCCUGCAGCUCAACACCAGAAACUUCCUGACCGAGCAGUGUUCGGAAGGGGCCCGCUUCCACGUGCCCGGCUCCCCUUUCUCCGUCCACCCGUACUCCUACCGCUGCUCGCGCCUCGCCAGUCCUCAUUACCAGCCCGGAUCCGCUCCCCUCAACCUGCGGGGCCACACCUAUGGGCAAGGGUAUGAGUCCGUGUACCCGCCGGGCGGCGCGUCCCCUGACUACAGCAGCCCGGACUACGAGGGCGCGCACAGCCCGCCCGUGUGCGUCAACGGCGGAAGGCAACAGGAGGCUGCGGAGACGGACCGGAACUAUCACUACUCUAUGCACUACUCCGGACUGACCGCGUCCCGACCCGGCGGCCACAGCUUACAUUUCGGGUCCUCGGGAGCGCGCGGCGGGGGUGCGCAUUCUGAAAACAUUCCGCCUUUCCACGAUGUGCACUUGCACCACGACAGAGCGCCACCUUACGAGGAUCUCAACGCGUUUUUCCACACUUAAAGCGCUCCGUCAGUCCAAACCAGAGGCUUACUGACAUUAAAGGACAAAUCAGUGUAACAGCUCCUCUGAUUAUCUUCAUCUUUAUUGUUGUACAUUUUGUAAUCGUGUCCCAGCGAAGUAUUAAUCAGUGCAAACCAUGUACAGGCCUAUAAACAUGUUAUGACGAAAACAACUGAAAUAAAAACUUGUUUUUUUUACAAAUCUUUGAUGGGAA
Thalassophryne amazonica is the source of this 1556-nucleotide messenger RNA. Its product is annotated as neurogenic differentiation factor 2-like. Bases 104 to 1342 code for a protein of 412 amino acids. Gene Ontology annotation, molecular function: protein dimerization activity. The record is from RefSeq and is a predicted model, not a curated record. NCBI's taxonomy places the organism in Eukaryota, Metazoa, Chordata, Actinopteri, Batrachoidiformes, Batrachoididae. The transcript has 2 exons.